Messenger RNA from Acanthosepion pharaonis, 1131 nucleotides. Lineage: Eukaryota; Metazoa; Mollusca; Cephalopoda; Sepiida; Sepiidae. The record is from the annotation of a GenBank genome assembly.
AUGCCAGAAAACCACUAUCGGAUUUCACGAUUCGUUGGUUCAUUCAACGUUUUAGUUAAUAUGGUUCUAUUCCUUCAUUCUUAUCUACUUUCUUUCAUUACAUUCUUUCCUACCUUUCUCAAUCCGUCUUUUCAUCAUUCCUUCUCUCCGAUAUCUUCUUUCUUUCUUUCUUUCUUUCUUUCUUUCUUUCUUUCUUUCUUUCUUUCUUUCUUUUGUACCGUCCAUCUCCUUUUUCUUUCCUUACCAUACCUUUCUUUCUUUCUUUCUUUCUUUCUUUCUUUCUUUCUUUCUUUCUUUCUUUCUUUUGUACCGUCUAUCUCCUUUUCUUUUCCUUUCUUUUCUUUCUUUCUUCUUUCUUUCUUUCUUUCUAACAAUUCAUUCUUUCUAUCUAUUUAUCUCAGUCUGAUUCUAUGUCUGUCUGUCUGUCUGCCCAUCUAUCUAUCUAUCUAUCUAUCUAUCUAUCUUAUCCAUAUCUAUCUAUCUAUGCCUGAUUCUAUAUCUAUCUAUCUAUCUAUCUAUCUAUCUAUCUAUCUAUCUAUCUAUCUAUCUAUCUGCAUAGAUACUUUCAUUCAUGUUUACUUACUUUCAUUCCGUUCCAUUCAUUUCUUUUCUCUUUCUGUCUUUUCAUCAUUCCAUCUCUCCGAUAAUUUCUUUCUUUCUUUCUUUCUUUCUUUCUUUCUUUCUUUCUUUCUUUCUUUUCAGCCUCCCAUCUUUCCGAUUCUUUUUUCUUUCUUUCUUUCUUUCUUUUAUUUCUUUCUUUCCAGCCUCCCAUCUUUCCGAUAUCUUUAUUUCUUUCUUUCUUUCUUUCUUUUCAGCCUCCCAUCUUUCCGAUUCUUUCUUUCUUUCUUUCUUUCUUUCUUUCUUUCUUUUCAGCCUCCCAUCUUUCCGAUUUUUUUUCUUACUUUCUUUCCAUAUAUUUUCCAUUUCUUUCUUUCUUUCUUUCUAUAUAUGUCUUUUCUUUUUCACCUACCUACCUGCCCACCUACCUACCUAUCUACAGGGUUUCUUCGACUUACGUUCCUACGGCGCGAGGUCCGACGUAACCCGAAGACUCUAUCUAUCUAUCUAUCUAUCUAUCUAUCUAUCUAUCUAUCUAUCUAUCUAUCUUUGUUCAGAUCUAUAUUUGAAUGA